Molecule: messenger RNA, 16900 nt
Organism: Podarcis lilfordi (Lilford's wall lizard)
Lineage: Eukaryota; Metazoa; Chordata; Lepidosauria; Squamata; Lacertidae
Source: the annotation of a GenBank genome assembly
AUGAUGUUACCUUAUGGAAGAGAGAGUCCAGUCCAAUGCCGCCGACCUACAGGAGGAGGAAGGGUCUUACGGGCACCACCGUAUUCCUACUGCCCCAGCCCCCAAGGUACUUAGCACGGGUGAUGACUCCUGCACCUGACUGUUCAUCAUACAGCACACUUGAUGAGCCUGACCUCUUAUUCACUCUGCCUUCUUCUUGUCUUCCAUCUCUCUUCUGGAAGUACUGGGGGUUUGCUUGUUUUCUGUACAGUUAGCUCUCAAAUAGAGCUGUGUCUAGUCUACUUAUUGCUAAAACAAAAGGACUCCAGGCAGAAGUCACAGCAGGUGCAAGGACGACAGCAGCUCACCUGUGGGAAGGGAUAAAUAUGGUACUUCCACAACCUUGUGUCCUCCAGAUAUUUGUUAGACUCCAACUCCCAACCACCCCAGUCAACAUGGCCAGUGGUAAUAAGAGUUACAAUCCAACAAAAUCUGGAGGACACUAGGAUAGUCUGUUACUUUGGGUAUUACAUUUUCCUGGGGAGGUAUUGGGGCACUUAAAUAUGGCACUGAAGAUGACCUUUUUUGGGGGAGAUGCUGGCCUAUCAUGGGAUGGUGCAGCAGGAUUUCUUUCUGCUGGAUCCUUUUUGGUUGAUUAGUUCCAAGGAUAGUCUCCAGAGAUGCUACUAGUUUCUCUGUGAACUCAGGAUAUCCUGACCUGGGACACAAGUUAGUAAUCCACAUCUUUCUCCAUAGCUCUACAGAGGAUCCCUGACCCUAGAGCAUAUCUGUUCCCCACAGUCAGUACUGUGAGUCAUCUGGACCAUGAGUACCUUUGCCCAGGUUCUCCUGGGAAGUUGUCUGAAACUAUGGAGAAGUAUGAACUGGACACUCAUUCCUGCAAGCCAUGGAAGAGCCCCCACGCAGGCUUGGAUGAAGGGCAGAAACCAGGUAAGGGAAAUAUGCACAGGGGCCUGCUAAGCAUAAGCAGCUGUACUGGAGCUCCCUCCAUUAUUCAGGCUGUUUAUUUAUUAUUGCAAGUAGGGAACAUGGGGCCCUCCAGAUGUUGUCAAACUGCAACUCUCUAUAUUUGCAAAAAUAAUUUAAAAACCCCCAAAACAUCUCACAUCACCUGUGAUUGUUGGCCAUCUUAUUUAUUUUUUAUAUUUUUAAAACUGAAUUUAGAUACUGCCAUAUACCUGGAGGUCUCAGGGCUGUUCAUCUUGGGUGAGGAUGUUGGGAUUCAGAGUACAACACCAGCUGGAGGGCCAAGGCUUCCCCACCCUUGUUUUAAAUAUGUAUGCUCAAUUUUAAAAACAACCUUUUUUCCAAAGCAGUUUACAAGGAGUAAAACUGAUUAAAUACAAAAUGUAUUCUGUAUAAUGUUACAUCCUGUUAACAUUAAAACCAAAGAAGACAGCAUAAAGGGGGUAGAAAUUAAGAGGAAGCAUGGCAGACCUCCCCAGGCAGUGUAUUCCGCAACUGUGAUGCCACCAUUACUAAGGCCCUGCCAGUAUCUGCAUAUCUCAUAACCUGGGUGAGUUCACAUAGGCAGAGGCGGUCCAAAAGCUAUCCCUGCCCUUUUAUCUACCUGGAGGGCAUGCUCCAGCAGGGCACAUCUGAGAAAUAGUACAAAAGAGGAGAGGUAGCCAAGUUGCCAAAGGGCACUGAGGUGCAAAGUCAGGAUUGCGAAAGUCACAACUUCUCCAUGUACAGUGGUACCUCAGGUUGCAGACACUUCAGGUUACAGACUCUGCUAACCCAGAAAUAGUACUCGGGUUAAGAACUUUGCUUCAGGAUGAGAACAGAAAUCGUGCUCUGGUGGCGCGGCGGCAGCAGGAGGCCCCAUUAGCUAAAGUGGUGCUUCAGGUUAAGAACAGUUUCAGGUUAAGAAUGGACCUCCAGAACGAAAUUAAGUUCUUAACCCGAGGUACCACUGUAUCUUUCCAAGAAGGUAUCAACUAGAUCAGGGGUAGCAAACAUAGUACCCUCCAGAUAUUGUUGGACUCCAGCUCUCAUCAGCCCCGGCCAUCAGAGGUGAUGGGAAAUGAAGUCCAGCAACAUCCAGAGGUCACCAUGUUAACUUCUGAACUAGCUCAAGGGUAGCUAUCAAAUUCCAUCAUGGGGAACCUCUCUAAAUCCAGAAGGUGGUAGUGAAGGUGGGGUGGAGGGGAGAGGUUUGUUUUCCUAGGGAGAAAUUAAGGGCCUCGUCAAACAAUGUUCUGUUAGUCAACGAAUGUAUUCUGAUUUAUUGGGCGGGAUCCAGAUCUCUUCCUUCAAGCUAAUAUUGUUGCAGUGUGAUAUGACGUUAUCCUGAGAUUCAAGCAGAAUUGUUUUGCGUAGGGGGUCCCCCGUCCCCACAGCUACAGUCUCUGUACGCUAGGGUUGCCAUAUCUUGAAGAGCAAAAAAGAGCCGCUGCCAGACCAAGCCAUGGAAAGAGGUGCACAGGGCUGCUGCUGCACCCACACACCUCUUUCUCUGGCUCAGGCUGGCAGCAGCCACAGAUUGCAGAGCAGCCCAAGCCCAAGCCCAAGCUGCUGCCAGCCCAAGCGGAGGCAGGACCCCAGCUCUGAGCUGAUCUUUGCUGCUAUGCCCUCACUCCACUGUGGCACUUUGACUUCCAGGGCGCAGUGCCUUCCCGGGCAUGCACAUGCCCCCCAACCCCCAAAUACCCUCCCAAACCCAGAUAUUUCCUUUAAAAUGUAAAAAUCCGCCCAGAUGGGCAUGUUGCCCCCUCCCCAAAAGAGUACAUGUCCUGGUUUUCCCGGACGUAUGGCAACCCUACUGUAGUCUAAUGGCACUGCUGUAUGUAAAGUGUUUGUAGCUGUUGCACAAAUAACAUUCUGGGUUCUGGGUUCCUGUUGAAUGCUGCCUAUAACAUCAUUGGCAACAACUCUUUCCGCCCAUGCCUCUGCCAUUCCAUAACCUUAAAAGUGCUUUAGAUGCUGCGUCCUCCUCCACAAUGCAAAUCCAGCAUGAGAGUACUUAUGUAGAACACACAUUAUAGACAAUCACCAGCAUGGCUUCCCUACGGCAAUGCCUUGCUAUUUUGUCAUUGAUUGAAUUUUAAUUAUUCCUUUUGCCACAAAUGUUCAAAGGCAUUCUUUUUUGCUGCACGUAUGCAGUGUAAGUGAACCCAUCUUACAAGCACAGAUAAUUGCCCAGCUGCCUUUGCAAAGUCCAUUGUUGCUAAACCCACAAUGUUUAAGAAGUCUGUGAAAAGGGAAUGAGGGCUGUUGCGUGCGUUCAAGUAAGGGUGCUGGCAAAACUGAAUGUCCCUGCUUAAAUGCUUUUGUGCAGGAUUGAGGGGGAAUGAGUUCCAUGUGCUUUGAUCCUGUGAGCUACUGCUGCAGCUCCCUUGCCCUGCUCAAGAUACCAGAAAUUGACCUCAGGGCAAGGGCAGUGACUGCUGCUCCCUAGGCUUCACUAGAAGUUCACAAAAAGUUUGACCUGUUGCAAACAUUUGCUUUCAGGGUGAGCUGCAGGAUGCUUGUGCAUUCACAAAGGGAACUUUGUGAACCCCUCCAGAUAAGCCACAGCCACAUCCUUCCUUGUGUCUCCAUGAUCUUUCACUUAGUCUUCACUGCCUGGCCAGAAUAUAGAAAUAUGGGAAUCUUCCUUAUACCAGAUCAGACUCUUUCUCUGUUUAGCCUAGUAUUCCAGGCAUCUUCAACCUUUCAGAUCCAGGGCCCACUUUUAACCCAAACAAGAAUUUGCGUGGUGCUAGUGCUCCUGUUGUGACCCAUCUUGUACUAGUGGGUCCUGACCUACCACUUGAAUUCCAGUGGACUCUACUGUUACCGGCGAUGGCUUUCAAAGAGUCUCAGGCAGAUGUUUUGCACAGCACCUGCAUCACUUGACGUCACCACCUUGCUGAUGCUAAGCAGAUCUAGGUCUGGUUAGUACCUAGAGAUGUGACUGCCUGGGAGCCACUUUGGGUGCCAUGUACAUCCCCUCAGGUGACAUGAUGGAAGAAAGGUGGAAUAUAAACGUUGGACAUGAAGAAGAAGACAACAAUGAAGAAGACAACGCACCUUGUACAGCAGGGAUGGAUAAGUUGUGUCCUUUCCCAUGUUUGGACUACAACACCCAUCAUCCCUGACCACUGGCCAUGCUGACUGGUGAGAACUGGAGUCCUAUAAUACCUGCAGGGCCAUUGGUCUCUCCAUCCCUGGCCUGCACUACUGCUGUUUUGCAGGAGAUUACUGGUUUGGUUGCUUCCACACUAGCUUUCUCCAGCAUUGCUGUCCAGUCACUCAGUUUUUAUGAAGUAUCCAGAUGGUGAAAUUGUCAGCUCAUUGCAUUCCAGUGUUUCUCACUUGAUUUGUUUUUGCUGCUAUUAUUAUAAUAAUAAUAUAAGCAUCAGCCUGUCUAGAGCUUUUCGGGGAUACCUUUAACUGAGCACUUCCUGUUGAAAGGCUCAGCAUGAAUUAUUAAUUCCAGGCGUACCCGGUAAAGCUUUCAGCAAUGAAUAUCCCUCCCCCCCUUUUUUUUGCUUGCUUAUCUUAAUUGCCCCAAUACUACCCUACAUUCCCGAGUUGGAGGACACGAAAAAGGCUUAAAUUAUUAAUACCUUUUUGAAUUUAAAUUUUCUGUUGUGAAAUAGUGCUAUUUCUCUAAAGAAAUAAUGGAGAAAUCAGUAAUCAAAGCCUCCCUCACUAGUCCCCAAGUACAGAAACUGAUAUUGAGGCAAUUAAGAGAAACUAUUCAAGGGGCAAUAAACAAAGUAUUUGUUGCUAAUCCACACCUCUAGCAAUAAAACGGGCUGACUCUACACAAGCAGCAAACUUUUAAUUAACAGUAGUGGCAAUAUCUGCUGAACGGGAAUUAGCUGUGAAUAAAGAUUAUAAGAAGGUCUCUUGGCCAUAAGAUGCGGCACUGAUGAGUAAUAUUGAGCUGUAAUAAGUGCUUGUGCGUACCUCCCUUUUAAUUUCCCUUGUAGUGAAGUGCAGAAAAGUAAUGCCUCAACAGCACUCAAGAGCCCAAGUGUGGUAGCCACCAUUAUGCUUUGAGUUUCAAACAACAGGCAGAAAAAAAGAAGUCUUGUUUACAUCCUUUUUCAGUAAAUGGGUUGCACCUUGGAUUCUGUGUGUUCAUCCUGAUCACAGGCCCCUGUCCUUAACAGACGAAGCUUCAAGGAGGAGGCCCUCCCAUUUACGUAUCAGCAGAACGGACUCCAGCCAUCACCUCAGUGGUACCAGGGCAAGGUGCAAUGGGAGGGAGGCGUGGCAAGUUGCUAUGGAGACCCUGCCGCGUCUUCCUGUCAGAGAGAGGGUGUCAUGUGACAUGGAAGCAGCACUCCUGCCAUGUCUGCCAGGGGCCUUCCUGAGGAGAGGACGGGGAGGAGACCGCCAAGGAGCCCUCCCUGGUGGCUCCUGACAUGGGAACUAACGUGCAGACCAGCAGCGCAGGAGGAGGGUGCUGUAAACAGGUUCUGUUCUAGAGCUGAGGCCUUGGGCCAGGGGGAGAGCCACAUCCAUGGGCAGACGCAGGAAACCCGUGGCCCUCCAGAGACAGUUGGACUACAGCUCCCCUAUUCCCUGACUAUGGGUCUUGCUGGCUGGGGCUGAUGGGAGGUUCCCAAUAUCAGGAGGGCCUCAGGUUCCCCAGCCCUACCCUUGGGCAAGAGGGCAGUGACCACUUCUGGUGGGCUAGGCAUACUAUGCUACUUGGGCAAAAUUGUAAUCCAUAAUAAUAAUAAUUUUAUUAUUUGUAACCCACCCAUCUGGCUGGGUUGCCCCAGCCACUCUGUACCAGGUUCUGCAGGAUUAGGGUGACCAUAAACCAUAGCCCAAAGAUACAACUGUGUUCACAGGGACUUAAUUUUCUCUGAGGAACAGCCUAAGGCUACCACCCCAAAUAAGCCCCUUCCCCCAGAAGGUUGUGACACCAAGGGACAAGUGACUCACCCAUCCUUGAUUUCUGGCCCCUCUACCAUCAGUUCCAGGACUGCAGGAGCAGAAACAAUGAUAGGCCCAGAGCUGCAGGGCUCAUUUAGAAGCCUAAGGAUUUCAAUUCCCACCUUUGAAGAGCCACAGGUUCCCCAACCCUGUUUCUAGGAACUAACCCAGUUCCCUCCUUUCCCCCCAAGACUUCAGCUUCAAUAAUAAUAAUAAUAAUAAUAAUAAUAAUUUAUUAUUUAUACCCCACCCAUCUGGCUGGGCUUCCCCAGCCACUCUGGGCGGCUUCCAAAAAAAUAUUAAAAUACUGCAGUACAUCAAACAUUAAAAGCUUCUCUAAACAGGGCUGCCUUCAGAUGUCUUCUAAAAGUCUGGUAGUUGUUGUUCUCUUUGACAUCUGGUGGGAGGGCGUUCCACAGGGAGGGCAUGUUAUUAAUCUUGCUGUUGCAGUUUGCCUCGUAGCUCAUUGGCUAUUUAGCAUUUAAUCACUAUAUAAUUAGAAAUGUGGACACAACUUGAUUUUUUGUCUUCUAGUAUCAGGAGAAGUGAGACUGAGCUAUGCUUGUGCAAGAACAAAAAAUAGCACAGAAUAUCUGAGAAGCUCCCCAGAUACAAACAAAGCAGUGGGGGACAUUUUCACAAUCACAUACUGUUCCUCCAUGUACUGUAUGUUAAGUCUUAAGCUUUUUUCCUCAGCCAGUAUGACCAAAUUGCCAACUGCUUAUGUGUGUGAACUUUCAUUUCAGAUUAUAAAAUCUGUGGGUCAUUCGAACCUGCUAGAUAACACAGUGUGCAAUGAGUCAAUACUUUAAUGUUGACUAUUACUUCUUUUAAGACAGUGAUGGGAUUCUGUGGCCUUCUAAAUGCUGUAGGACUCUCAACUCCCAUCAGCCCCAAACAGCAUGGCUAAUAGUCACAGGGAUUAUGGGAGUUGAAGUCAAACAACAUCUGGCUGGCCACAACUUCUCCAUCCCUGUUUCAAGAAAGCAGUCUUAAUUCGGAGCAUGUCCCACUGAAGUCAGUGAGACACUUCUGAGUAAACUGGCAUACAAUAGGGUUGCAUAUUAUAGGAUGCAGCUGAGGAAAUAAAUAAGUUCAACUAGCUACCGUUAUGUCUGUUAUCUUAAUCAAGCUGAUAAGGACUUUCACCAUCACCCUUAACUCUGGCUUAACAAAUAUCCUAACAUUCACCAUUAAACCCAAAAUAAACAGAAGAUGUGAGCAUUUGUAAAAGUCAAAACCAGGGUCAGAAUGCCUGAAGGGUAUUGUGUGCAAAGCCGUAGAUACAACUUCAUCAUGAAUCAGUAAUGAUUCCCUGCUUGUUAGACUUGAUGUGAGACAUCAAGGCUGUGUAACAGUGACAACGACACACAAUCUGUUUCCAGCUGAUAAAUAUUGAGAGAGAACAUUUCCCACAGAGAAGUCUCCCUUGAGAGAAACAGCUGAGGCAUAGGAUUGUGCAAACUAGCUCAAACCUUUGCUGACCCCCCAUCUCUCUCACACUGCCCUUCGGUCAGAGUUAAGGUGGUCACGUUGUGUUAGGAAGCACUUCCUUUGCAUUGUUCUCAGUUGCCCAUGCUGGCUGCGUGGGUGCCUGAAGGAUUGCAGUUCCCACUUCUGUCCAUUUCCCUGCUGCGAAGCACUCAGCAUUUAUAGAAAGAUGAUUGGCAGGUUCCUUACUGUUACUAAGCAACCCACACUGGAGUUGAAAUGAAAUGGGUUUGUUUUUAGAACUGGAAUGCCAGUCUGACUAAAUGAUGCCUCUCCUCCACCUCCCUCUUAGUGCAGAUUGGGGCACAAGCUGACCUGGUGGUCAUUUUGUGCUUUUGCUUUGUACCUUUCCUCGUUAUUUUUUUGUAUUCUAGUUACAGGGACUGAAAAAAAUCUCCCUGCAGCGAUUCAGGGCUCAUCCAGACUUCCUGUUGUGCCAUGUUUUCCAGGCUCAGGUCCGGAAUUUAAAUCUCCAUGUCCACGUGUUUGGCUUUUCUUUCCCCCUCGACACUUUCCCUGGGAAAACUCACAUUUUACUUGUGAAUCGGAGCAAUUGGCAAUCCUCAGUGGAAGCUCAAGUCUCACCCACACUUCUGUUUAUCUUGUGCCUAGAAAGCAUGUGUCCGAGCGGGUUUCCUGUGCUUGUCUCCUUUCCAAGAAAAAAACUCACUCUUUAGCAAUAUAUCAGAACAAAUGGCAAUCCAGGAAAUACCUGAAUUGCCCUUUGCUCUGAUGGAGUGCUAUAGAGUGGUUUCCCCCCAGGCAAAAGCAGCUGGACAAGAGGAAGUGUGGAGAAGCCCUAAGUGUGGGGAAACAAGGGAAUAAUUGGUGGGUGCAGGGGACUUGAGAGGCUUCAUUUGACCAAGAUAAUCUCUAACCUAAUGUCUAUUGUUCCAUUGCAGCGCUUGGAAGAUGGGCAAGGACCAAAUCCAUCCUCAUCUCCAUUCUCAAGGUGCCUCUGAUGUUUGGCUUUUUGUACCUGUUUGUGUGCUCCCUUGAUCUGCUGAGCUCUGCUUUCCAGUUGGCAGGAGGUGAGGGUCACAAUGUAUGCCUGUCUCCCCUUCCUCCCUUCCUUUCUCUAUAGGGUCCAUGGGAAUGAAGCUGCUUGAUUGCCUUCCCUUUGGUCUUAUUGCUUCCACUUCCUGCCUUUCUCUGGAACUGGAGUAGGUCCUGCUGAAUCCAGGCUAUUGCAAAAGAGCCUGAGGUCAACAGCAUGGCGAGGGAGAACUGUUUUCUCAUUGCUCCCAUGGCUAAAGAUUGCCAAUUCUGGACCCCUUCAUCCAGAUGUGCUUUUCUUGAUGGGGAGUCCAGAAUCCUCAGAAUCUCUUUCAAAAACAAGCCAUUUUGUUUGGAACAUUUAUUUAGUUGUCUAGCGCAACUAGAAAAUGACUCAUCCAAAUAGGAAGCAUUUCUGGUUUGCUUUGUCUUGCUGCUUUACAAGCUGCAUUUAAAUUGUGGUAGGUACAUCUGCUACAUUUUGUAAGUGGCUCAAGGAAAAUUCUCUCUUGCUUUGUAGGCCCUACUUGUCAAUGUUAGUAUUUCAUGCCUCCGAUGCUGCAGAUGUGAUUGGUGUAAUUCACAUGCCUGUCUGGGAAGAGUGUGGGAACAGAAGACAGUCUUAUUUCUUCUGCUAUGUGUACUGUUACACUGUACUUUUGCUUUUGCUUUUGUUCUGUCUGUUCCCUUGAAGCCGGAAAGCAUGCAAUGAUUCUUUUGUUGGUAUGUAGCGUGUAAUAAAUACAUAGCUCUACAAUGUCUCGUUCUUCUUGCUGUGUUACGCCAGAAGAUUAGUGUGAAUAUAUCAGUUGAUGUAUGUCGCUGAAGCGCACUGGAGAAGAAGGGGAAUGCCUUUUCCAGAGCUGCGCAUACCGUUGGAACGCUCGGAGUUCGGGGGCUGCAGGGGCACCCCAGGGUUUUUUUCCAAUAGUCAACCCCACCUCUCAGUCCUGAAAUGUAUUGUCAUACCACUUUGUGUUCUCAGUUCAGCGUCUAUCGGGGGCAGCGCAAUAUCUCAUUAUCCUUGUACUGCAUUCUCUUCUUUGGCGAUCUCUCGUAGCCAAGUAAAAUUGUCUUCCAUUAAUAUGGUCUUAACAGUGUAUCCAUAGGUGACUGGGGAGGCCAAUUCUGGAUCUGCACAUCCUUCCACAGUGGGGACAUAGGUUUUCAGGCAGGAGUUGAUCAUGGUGAGAGUUUGCCAAAUGUGCCUUCCUCUUAGCUCAUUUCUCCCUUUCAGCCUGAGUAAGUGCUUCUUCAAAGUCCAUGACAUCUUUGGUAGAGGCUAUUCUCCAAUUGGAGAGCUCGCAGGCCAGUGUUUCCCAGUUGUCGGUGUUUAUACUACAUUUUUUUAGAUUUGCCUUGAGAGCGUUUUUAAACCUCUUUUGUCUUGUCCACCAGCAUUACGCUUUCCAUUCUUAAGUUGGGAAUAGAGUAGCUGCUUUGGAAGACGAUAAUCAGGCAACCAAACAACAUGACCAGUCCAACGAAUGUUGAAGAAUCAUUGCUUUGACACUGGUGAUCGUUGCUUCUUCUAAUACACUGACAUUAAUUUGCCUGUCUUACCAAGUGAUAGUAAUUUUUUUGGGAGACACCUGAAUCCCAAAAUGGUUUUAGACCUUCUAUAUUGCAUUAUACCACAUUUCAUGAUUAUAGAGUUAGUGAUAUUUCAAAAUGUGCUCGCAGCAGAAUGUUAGAAGCUCAGACCCCCAAAAACAUAUUGCAAGAGGCCUCCAGUGACCAAGCAUGGCUUUUGUUCUCUGCACAGCUCCUGCUUGUGCCUCCCAUAACUCUACUUCUUCCUGAUGUUUUGGUCCUGUUAUCCCUUGUUCUUGAUCAAUUUACAUUUCACAGGAGAGGCCCUCUGUCUCUUGAGAAAGGUUAUCUUGCUUGGCCUUCUAAUAAAGUCACUUAGGUUUACUUCUAUAUCAGGGACCUGCUACCAAAUACUACUGGAUAGCAUCAUAUUCUCCUUUCCUCUACCUCAUUUCACUGGCUCUCUAUAGUUGGCUCCUUUGUGCUUGCCUUCCCAUCUAUGCUGUUGGCAGGGCUGAGCAUGGGGGAGUAGAAAUCUGGUUUUGAAUCAGGUUACAUUUGUAUCCCAUUCAGUUGCAGGGAGGGGGACCCAUGUGGACUCGUAGGGUGGAAGGCUGGGUGGCCAACGGUAGGUGGAGCCUAAGCCAACGACUGGUGGAGCAACUAAUUCUACUUUUGCCCCCUCCUCCUCCUCCUCCCUGCUGAAUUAUGCAAGGGCAACACUGGGACAAAGGAGGAGGCAGCUGACAGCCAAGGGCACCCCCUGGCUGGAUGUAAUCAAGAAGGCAGGCAGGUGGGGGCUGGCUGAGGGGCAGACUGAAGUUGGUGAGGCACUGCUUGCCUGGGUGGAAAAUGGAGAAAGAUGUGUGGCGUAGGCAGAAAGCUCUGACUUUUGCAUGGCUGCUAUGUAGCCUACUGUACAAAGUUAAGAGUCACAUCCAGUGCUCUACCCACUUUGGCCUCUGGCCCCACCAACCACUGGCAUGUGGCCUCUGGAAGGUCCCCCACAAGGGAAUGUGGCCCUUGGUUUGCAAAAGGUUCCCAUUCAUGGUCAAUCUAGAGAAGCAUGAACAACCUUCCACUUACAUGUUUCCUUCCUUAGUGAAAAGCAGCUAAAGUUGGGAGUGGAAGAAUGCCAGGGAGGAGGGGCUUGCUUAAGGAUUUCAAUUCCAGCCAGCUUGUUGCUGCUAGAAAUCCCUUCCCCAAUUUGUGAGCAAAUGUGGAAACAUUUGGGUCUUACCAAGCGCUCACUCACAGACUUCUGUCUUCUGCCCCAUAGGUAAAGUAGCCGGGGACAUUAUCAAUGACAACGCCAUCCUCUCCAACCCAGUGGCAGGGCUUGUGGUGGGAAUCUUGGUCACCGUCCUGGUUCAGAGCUCCAGCACCUCCAGCUCCAUCAUCGUCAGCAUGGUCUCCUCGGGGCGUGAGUCAUUCUGGCAAAUAUCAAUGUAGAAGGGAGGGGAUGUUUCUGGAGGUGUGGCUUCAUGUGGGUGCAAGAGAAAUUAGGUUGCAUGCUCCCCGCUACUCCAUUCCCUCAUUUGAUUCUUGUAUGUCUACUGGCAUCACUGGAGCCAUCAAUUUGCCUUGGCAGCAUUUUCAUACUUUGCUGUUAUCACAAGGUAUCUUUGAAUUUGGCUGGGAGUGGGAGAUGGAUGAAAUCUGAGUGGGAUGUGUGCAAGGCUGAGGAGGAAGGGAGAAGAAGACAGCACAGGUUGGGGCACCAAAGAGAGGUUGUUUGCUUGAAACCUCACUCGGUUUCUGGUGCCCCAGAUGGGGUACGGAGUCAGAGUACCCAGAAGGCACUGCCCUUGCCCUUUCCUUCUUAGUGCUGGAGGUACGUUCCGCCAUCCCCAUCAUCAUGGGUUCCAACAUUGGCACUUCAGUCACCAACACCAUUGUGGCACUGAUGCAGGCCGGUGACAGAGAUGAAUUUAAGAGGUGAGUGUUGUGGUGGGCAUGCGACGGGAGCAACCAGUGGGGUUGUUUAAAAGUGGAGAUUGGUGUGUGCUGCAUCUAUGGGGUAUUUUAGAGAGAAAGCCAGUUGUAGUGCAGCUGACAGAGAUGAGUGAAGACCAGGAAUUAGGAGGGGAUCAGAGGCGCUUGGAAACUUUACGGUGACUGAAGCUCCUGAGGCCCAUAGGAACUGACUGGGGCAGUGAGGAACAAGACCAUCUUAACAAGGGAGUAACCGUACCUUCGACUGACUGGGUAGGCCGAGUAGACAAAGAUCUGGAGUGGAUGGGUGGAUUGGAGAGAGAUUUGGCCAUGCAGAGGGAAAUCGUUUGGCAACACAAUGGCAACAUGAAGUAUCUGAUAUUUGGACCAUUGCCCAGUUGAGACCAUCCCCAUCAUUCUCAUCCCCGCACUGCUACAGUUCACAUCAAUGAUGGCUUCUCUACUGCCUUUCAGAGCCUUUGCAGGGGCCACCUUACAUGACUGCUUCAACUGGUUGUCAGUGCUGGUUUUGCUGCCUCUUGAAGUGGCCAGUGGCUAUCUGCACUACCUCACCAUGGUGACUGUGGCAACUCUCAACUUCCCCAGUGGACAGGAUGCUCCAGAGCUUCUGAAAGUAAUCACAAAGCCCUUCACUAGUCUUAUUAUCCAGGUGUGUGUUGUUGGCAAGUCGUGUGUGGUCUCUUUGGGCUUUGUCAUAAAGGAAAUAGCCACCUCCUCAUGCUUGGGACCCUGGCCAUGUCCUUAUCCUCCAUUCUACCUUCCAGUUCUCUCUCUAGGUGGUGAGUGUCAGGAGCCUAGCCUUUGUCUACAUCUAAGGACUGUGGAUCUGUUGGUCUCUGUGAAGUUCAUACCUUCAAUAAAUUGUGGGGCUACUGAAAGAUAAUUAUUUGGCUACUGGUAAAGGGUCAAUGUCCAAGAUGCUGUAAAGCAAAGUAGGAAAAGGGAUUUGGUAGCCAAUAGUUGAGGGGGAAAUGGGGACCCAAGCAAGUCCUGCUUUACUCACUUCAGGUCACAACUCAUGCAAUGGGAGAAAUGUUAUGGUACAAGAGAUUGUGAUGGGGACAGCCUUGGCAGGGGAAAGCCCAGGCAGGUGUAGCAGUCAGUUCCCUAAGAACCCAGCUCAAUUCCAUAGCUUCAAGCUGAUAUAAAAAUUGCUAGUCUGUUUGUCCAGGAUUUCUAAAGAGAACAUAAAUUUCCAGACACUCUAUGCCAGGGGUCUGCUUCUCCUUCUCGUCCUUUUAUGGGAAACUUUGGGCUCUCUGUCUCCCAUCCCUGACAGCAUUUCCAUUAUCUUUCCCCCUGUUCCCGCAGCUGGAUAAGUCAGUGAUCACCGGCAUUGCUACAGGUGAUGAGAGUUUGCAAAACAAGAGUCUGAUCAAGGUGUGGUGUAAAGCAUCAGCUCCACAGGUGAGAGAUCAGGGUGUGUGUGGCCGGGGUGAUGCGAUGGGAGGGCUAGAAGCAGUAGGGGCUGAGUAUCAGAAUGUGCUGAUGGUCCUGGCAGAAGACUUCAAGUCAGCGACUCAACUGCACAGUCCAGAAAUUGAUCAAUGAGACACCUUUGGGAAUUUUGGAGAACGGAGUGUGAACAAUUUCCAUUUCUGUGCAGGGUUGGAAAGCAAGGUUGCACAGAUCCUAGGGCACAAUUGUGCUUUUUGGAGACAACAAAGCAGGAAUGUUGGGGUGUGAGAGAUGACAUUGACCCGGUUCGCAGAUCCCAUUAAACCACCAUUAAAAUUAAGCCAUGGUUUAAUGUGCUGGUUCACAGUGUUGAAAUCACAGGAGCUUCACUUCUCCCCUGCUCCUGCUGCUACCGUCCCCAGGAAACAAGCCAUGAUUUGACUUGUCAUGUUGUCUUAAGCCAGUGGUGUCCAAACUUUAUUCAAAGAGGGCCAACCAAAGUUGUUGAGCUUUUUUUAAGAUUUCAGUUGUGGAGGUUUUUUUUAGGAUUUUACCCCAGGAAAUAAAAUGCCACAGGGGCUGGUAACGGACUUUGGACAUGCCUGUCUUAAGGCUUCAACCCAAGGACUAUGGUCACAGUGCUUAGCCAAAAAGACUGGACUUAUGUGGGAUGUUAGCGCAAGCACACAGAAACGUUAUGGACAGACAUGGGAGACAAUGCAUUAAAAUGAUCAUUAUGCAUUGCUAUCCAUUAAGAGCCAUGAACAAUUAAGUGUCAUUUUAAGGAUUAAUUGAUCACUGAUGCGAGGUUGACAGGAUUUAGAGGUUUUACUAGUGGGUUAUCUAGAGGCUCUUUGAAAUAAGGCAAGUACUGUGGUGGAAACCUGACAAAGGAAGGAUGAUUGGUGUUGGAAUUAGCAUUUUAGUAUUCUUUUGCCUGCUUGAAAUAAGUCGGAAUGCACAAAGGAAGUAAUUUAGAAUGGCUAACUGAAAUGGCUAAACAGAGACACCAAAUAUGAACUAUAGAACAACAAGGCCCUUUCUGUGUCAGCAUGGGUGACAAAGCGCCUGCAUGCGGCUGAUGCCUCCCUCCCUUUUUCUACAGAUUUCUUCCUUGAGCUCUAGAGGAAGCUUCCUCAACUGCAGCUCCCGUGCCCUAUGCAGCCUGGACAGUGCUGGGAACCUCAGCAGGGCUGUGAAAGAGAAAUGUAAGAACUGCCAACCCCAGGCAGCAGGACCCGGUUAGAAACGGCAGCUGUACCUGUGCCGUUCCUGUGAAGGCGGCAAGGGAGAAUCAUGACUUAGGGCAAGAGGAAUUGGAUUGUUCCUAAUGUACUCUCUGCAUCUUGCUCCUUCACCUAGGCCAUCACCUAUUUGUGGACACCUCUCUGCCAGACUUGGCUGUGGGUCUCCUGCUGCUGGCUGCCUCACUGAUUAUGCUGUGCACCUGCCUGAUCAUGCUGGUCAAGAUGCUCAACUCUGUGCUCAAAGGCCAUGUGGCCAAAGCAAUCCAGAAGGUCAUCAACACAGGUAGGCUGGCUGAAACCAGGCCCAGAGAGAACUCCUGGCUCCCUCAGUGGAUACCCAGCCGUGAGCCAAAGGGUGUGGAUUCUAGUGGAGACUCUCUGGGUUCCAGGCCACCAGAAGUUCACUGACUGGGUUCUCAUGGCUGAAGCUAUCUGUGGAUCUCAGUCUUUCCUCCUUGUUUCUGGGCAGAUCUGCCAUCCCCUUUUGGCUGGGUUGCUGGCUACUUCGCCAUGCUUGUUGGUGCUGGAAUGACCUUUAUUGUACAGAGCAGCUCAGUCUUCACUUCAGCAAUCACGCCACUUAUCGGUAAGUCAGCAUUUACUCUGGUUCCAUGGGCAAGAUAGAAGGGAUGUGUGUGUUUACACAAAAGGAAACUAAAAUGGCCAGACUGACAAUAAAGCCUAUAAGUCCCGUCUCUCCCACUCGGCCUCUUAUGAGGAAGUGGGUCUUCGGAUACCUGAAUAUCACUAACCCAAUAUAAGCAUUUAGAAAGACCAAGGUGUUGCUGUAACUUCUGCUAAACAGUAAGUGAUGGUGCUGUGAAGCAUAGCUAGCUCUGGAAUCCCUCAGGAAGAAGAUGUCAUGAGUAAUAGCAGAAUAUGUCUCGAGGCGCUCUUGCAGUGGUAUAAAGGCCAGGUCUUUAAAAAGGAAUGUUCCCCAUUGCCUGUUAUCUUGAGUGACUGUUGAGGGGAAAGAAAGUGCUGUUUUCCUGAUGGUUUUCUCUCUUUUUUCUUCUUCUUCUGCGGCACAGGCCUUGAGCUGAUUAGCUUGGAACGUGCAUAUCCACUCACCCUUGGUUCCAACAUUGGAACAACCACCACAGCUAUCCUAGCUGCCCUGGCAAGUCCAGGAGACAAGAUGGCCAGUGCCUUCCAGGUGAGCAGAUGCCCUCUCCCUACUUGGUUAGGGUGGAAUUACUUUAGAAGAGCAUACCUUCCAAGCCAAAGGGUGUGUGUGUGUUAUGUAUACAUGCACACAUAUGCAUUAUAUACACAAAUGCUGCCAAACAGAAUCCACCUUGCACAGUUUGUGCAUCCCAGGUCAAAUAUGGCUGAUUUCAGCGAUACCCUUCUGGUCUUUUAUGUAUUUCUGUCUACUGCAAAUGCAAAUGCAAUGGACCUCUGUUUGGGAAAAAGGCAGUAUAGAGAAGCAAGCAAGCAAGCAAACAAACAAAGACAGUUUGUCAUGACCGCAUUGAUCUUGGAAGGCCCUGGGUUAUUAUUAUUUAUUACAUUUAUAUCCCACCUUUCUUCCAAGGAGCUCAGGGUGGCAUAUGUAGUUCUCCCUCACCCCAUUUACCCUCACAACAACCCUGUGAGGUCAGUUAGACUGAAAGACUGUGGCCAACCCAAGGUCAACCAUUGACCUUCAUGGCUGAAUGUGAAUUUCCACUCUUGUCUGUCAGAUGUCAAUCCAGCACUCUGGCCGCUGCACCACACUGGCUCUUAAAACAUGAAGUGGCCCAUGGGGAAAGCGGGAUUAUUUUCUUUGCAUGCCCUACCUGUUUCAGCCUGGCAUGCCAUCAUUUCUCAGUCUUGCCUCCAGGAUGGUUGCUAUGUUUCUGUUUUCCCCUCCUCAGAUUGCUCUUUGCCAUUUCUUCUUCAAUAUCUCUGGAAUCUUACUGUGGUAUCCCUUGCCUUGCACCCGUCUGCCCAUUCAGAUGGCCAGAGCGCUAGGUGAGCAGACGGCCAAAUACCGCUGGUUUGCCGUCUUCUACCUACUCACCUGCUUCCUGCUGUCGCCGUUGCUGGUUUUUGGACUCUCCAUGGCAGGAUGGCAGGUCCUGGUGGGCGUGGCAGCCCCUUUCCUAUGCCUCCUGGCUUGUGUGGCCUUUGUCAACAUCAUGCAGUCACGAAGUCCCGGCCGACUGCCCCGGUGGCUCCAGAGCUGGGACUUCCUGCCGUACUGGAUGCACUCCUUGCAACCCAUGGAUGAGCUGAUCACUAGGGCCACACUGUGUUGCGCUGGUCGUCGCUCAAGCAGCCAAGAGGAACAGAGUGAUUUAUCUCCUCAGAUUAAAGCCAGUCUCUCAAUCACUUCCUUAGAGGAAUUGUCACUACCACCAAGGCCCUCUCCUCGACUAAAUUCACCAGCAGUGCAAAAUGCUACCCACCUGUAA